GCCACGGGGGACUCUUGUGCCCGUAUGUACGGCCGCGGCGGACAGGCUGGCCUGUUUGCUGGCUGACGCGCACGCUUAUUUUGAAAGGCGCAGAGCGUAUUUUGAUCCGCGCCCCCCCAAGUCCUGCCACAAGCUUGGCAGACCAUGCGACCAAAGACGUCACCCGGCUGCUCCUCCUGCAACUUCUUCUUUUGCCCGCAAGCUCUCAGACAGGCAGGAGCCCUUUUUUUUCUUUCUCAUCUGUGCCACCUUGCGCUUGGGGCUGGCUGCGCGCUCGGGCAUUGGCUCGUGGGCUCACAGAUCCCACCGAAAAUUGCGUAGGUGGGCGGCCGCCGGCCAGGGGGGGUGGGCCAAGGUUGGUGUUUGGGUUGGACGGGAAGUUCACGUUUGGUAUUUAUCCAGACUUGGGUCUAACUCUGAAGCCCGCUCGCGCCUCCCUCCGACUCUCAGAUCCCUCUUCUCUACAUACAGGACACAUGCUCAGUAAUCUCCAGUCUGCUUUCCAUCCCACCGUCUUCCCCUCCUCUGCUUGGUGAACUGCUUGCGAAAAACAAAACUCUCCGCCUCUUCCUCUCCCCUUGCAAGUGACACACACUCGCCGAGCAAACCUAGCCUUGGAGACGGCAACGUCACGCACCCGUCAUCAAACAUGGACACCAUCAACAACAUCGCCAAUGCCGCGACCAAGGCCAUCUGGGGCGAGAACCCCCCCAAGACGACCGAUGUUGCGGGAAAGCCCUCGCCACCCCCGCCCCCGCCAAACGAGGAGCCCAUCUCGGGCGUCCAGGGGGACCCGUCCAAGGGCGAGCCCUUUGACGCCGGCAACGCCCCCGAGAACGCCGUAGCCGUCGACGCCCCCACCCCCACCACCCCUGCCCCUGCCCCCACCGCCGCCGCCGACGCCGGCAAGGACGCGGCCGGCCAGGAAAACAAGCCGACAAACGGGGCCGCCCACGCGCACCCCUCCAAGACGCCCGGCGACAGCACGGCGCACCAGUCGGGCACGCGCGCGCCGGGCGAGGGGCAGACGUCGCCGUCGGCCGCGGCCGAGAUGAACGACGUGGACAACACAAAGGUCGAGCCCCUCGACCAGGCCAGCAUCAAGGGGCCCGGCCCCAAGCCGCUCGAACAGGUCGCGAGGGAGCACGGCGGCGACGCCGGCAACGCCGCCCACGACGACGCCGACGCCGACGCCGCCAAGCCGCAGCAGGCCCCCAGCGCGCCAGAGGAGGACGAGGGUGUCAAGAAGUCGGAGAGCCGCGGCAGCGGCGAGAAGCUCGUCAAGGCCUCGGGCCUGGCGGCCGACGGUGGGGACUUUGACGCGGCGAACCCGGGCGCCGGUCGCGAGGCAGACAGGAUCCUGGAAGAGAAGGGCAUCAGCCACCAGAAGACGCCGCCGGCCAAAAAGGUCGACUCGGUGGGCUCCAAGCCCGUCUCGCCCACCAGCCAGUCGAGCAGCCCCGAGCGCAAGGGCGUGAGGGGCCUCGGUCACAAGAUUAAGGCUAAGCUGCGCCGUGGUUCCAACAACUCAUAGACGUUUUGGUGGCUCUGGACUCGAAAUUAUUUUCCACGCAGCGCCCUGUCUCAUCAUACCCUUUAUUGCCCUGUUUAAUGUUUUUCUCUUUUCUUUUUGUUAUCCCUCACACGUCUUCCGUCCUUCUCUCUGCCAUGUUCUUUGUUUUAUCACUUUCGUUGGUGGUUGCGACGGCCAAGGAUGUGAACCUGCGACGAGACCAUCACCUACCGAUAGACACUGUAAUUUACGUUUUUGAAAGAUUCCUCGACUAAACCACCAAAAGGUGUUCAGGGGUGGUCCGAGAAGAUGCAGUUGUGAGCAUGAGGAUGUGCGGCGUUAGUACUCAAACAGAAGAUAGCGAUCUAACCAUAUACAUGCUCCUCUC
Gaeumannomyces tritici R3-111a-1 is the source of this 1901-nucleotide messenger RNA. RefSeq lists its product as hypothetical. Bases 650 to 1534 code for a protein of 294 amino acids. The record is from RefSeq and is a predicted model, not a curated record. The transcript has 2 exons. NCBI's taxonomy places the organism in Eukaryota, Fungi, Ascomycota, Sordariomycetes, Magnaporthales, Magnaporthaceae.